Lachancea lanzarotensis is the source of this 1299-nucleotide messenger RNA. It is a transcript of the gene UBX3, whose product is annotated as LALA0S03e04676g1_1. Gene Ontology annotation, cellular component: endoplasmic reticulum. Lineage: Eukaryota; Fungi; Ascomycota; Saccharomycetes; Saccharomycetales; Saccharomycetaceae. Gene Ontology annotation, molecular function: ubiquitin binding. The transcript has a single exon. The coding region runs from base 1 to 1299 and encodes 432 amino acids. The record is from RefSeq and is a predicted model, not a curated record.
AUGGACUAUAUUCAACGUUUGCUUAGGCCCGGUGGAAACCAGGAUUUCCAGCGAAUUCCGGGGUCAUUUCCCACCAGUGAGGACGAACAUCCACCCACACCCGGUUCCCCAGUACAUCGGUCACCAUUCGAGAGCGUAACGAGAGUUUGUCUCAAGAUUCCCCUUCUCUUGAUCUACUAUGCCAUGGCCACAUUGGUACUGCUGAUUAACGUACUGCGACCUUUUCACAAAGUUUGGUCGUUCUACGACCGUAAGAAGAGAACUCUGGAUCACGAAGAUGCCCUGUCUUCUCUUCUGGAUACUCUGUGUUUGGAACACAGCUCACAGGUAGCCAAAACUUCGGCCGAUGAAGCUCGAUUGGAGGAUUCCUUCAGCUUUGCUUCCAUUUACAGUGCAGAAGAUGGAACUUUGACACCUCAUCUCGUUCCAUCGUAUGCGAAGUUGCUGCAGUCAAGCUCUGCACAGGUCAAAUUUGGCAUCGUGUACCUUCACGAUCAGUUGCUGGACAAUUGUGGUGAGUAUUUAGGCGCUCUAUGUUCUGAAAAGUUCGUCAACAUGGCUCGUAGAUACGAGGCCCUGAUCUGGAUGGGGGACGUGACAACUUCUGAAGGGCUUCAGGUCGCAAAUGGCUUGAAAGUCAGAAAGCUACCUUUUCUAGGCUUAUUGGCCCCCAAACCUGGAAACAAGAUACAAGUCAUUGAGGCAAUCGAAGGUGAGAGUCCAGAUCGGUCGCUUGCUGGGUUUGAGGCCAAAAUGGCAAAGUUUUAUCAAAGACUCAUCGAGUUACGUCAACAACAGCAAAAUAUAGAGCUUCAGAGACUUAUGCGGGAACAACAGGAUUCGCGGUAUCAAGCGUCGCUUCGGCAGGACCAAGAACGCAGUCGCAUCAGACAAGUUGAGGAAGCCAACCAGAGAAGACAGGAGCGUGAAACAGAUUUAAAGCAACAGUGGCUUUCCUGGAGAAGACAGACCUUGAAUCAGGAGCCAGAUAGUUCUGAAGGCUCCUGUAGAGUGGCCAUUCGGAUCGCAGAUCAAGGUCGUGUUGUUCGCCAUUUUGACGCUAAACUACCCAUUGAAGAAAUAUACGCAUUUGUCGAACUAUCUCGUCUGGGAUUGCUCAAUGAAACAUCAGAUACAGACCGGGUAGACAUCAGAAAGCCCAAUUACGAGUACAAAUAUCCGUUUAAGCUCAUAACCCCGGUACCAAGAGUGGAUUUAGAUCCACAGGCCAUAAUUAAGGACGUUGAUGCCAUUUAUCCAUCGGGAAAUAUUGUUAUGGAGUUCAAUAUCGCAGACUAA